Camelina sativa (false flax) is the source of this 2013-nucleotide messenger RNA. NCBI's taxonomy places the organism in Eukaryota, Viridiplantae, Streptophyta, Magnoliopsida, Brassicales, Brassicaceae. The record is from RefSeq and is a predicted model, not a curated record.
AUGUGGAACAACGAUGGUACGACUAUAGCUCCUCCUGGUACGGACGGUUCAAGGAUGCUGACACCCGCUGAGUUUCCUUCUUACACGGCACAGCCCGCUGAGUUUUCUAAUCGGAAUCCUCCGACGGAACCGAAUCUCGAGGAGGCGGAGGCGAAACUUGAGAAGAAGGCCAGAGUAUGGAUGCAGCUAAAUUCCAAACGGUACGGCGAGAAGAGAAAGUUUGGGUUCGUGGAAACUCAGAAGGAAGACAUGCCACCUGAGCACGUUAGGAAGAUCAUCAGGGAUCAUGGUGAUAUGUCAUCGAAGAAACACCGUCUUGAUAAACGUGUGUAUCUUGGAGCACUUAAGUUCGCCCCUCACGCAGUUUUUAAGCUCCUGGAGAAUAUGCCUAUGCCCUGGCAGCAGGUCCGAGACGUGAAGGUCUUGUAUCAUAUCACCGGAGCUAUUACUUUUGUGAACGAGGUACCAUGGGUUGUGGAGCCUAUUUACAUGGCUCAGUGGGGUUCUAUGUGGAUAAUGAUGAGAAGGGAAAAGAGGGAUCGUCGUCAUUUCAAAAGAAUGCGUUUUCCACCAUUUGAUGAUGAGGAGCCUCCUCUAGACUAUGCUGAUAACCUGUUGGACGUUGAUCCCCUGGAGCCUAUUCAAUUGGAGCUUGACGAGGAAGAAGAUUCUGCUGUAUACUCUUGGUUUUACGACCACAAGCCACGUGUCAAAACUAAACUGAUCAAUGGUCCAAGUUACCGGACGUGGAAUCUCUCGCUUCCAAUUAUGUCAACCCUUCACAGACUUGCAGCCCAGUUGUUGUCUGAUUUGGUUGAUCGCAACUACUUCUACUUGUUUGACAUGCCAUCCUUCUUCACAGCAAAGGCACUGAACAUGUGCAUACCAGGUUACACGAUCGUCCUUCUAAAGAAUCUUGGACGGUUAACCCGACUUUGGCUAAAGGCUGAACAGGAACGACAGCAUAAUUUUCAGAAAGAUGGUCCAUAUGUCACUGCGGAUGAAGGAAUUGCAAUAUAUAGCACCACUGUUAAUUGGCUGGAGUCUAGAAAAUUUUCACCAAUCUCUUUCCCCCCGUUAUCAUAUAAACAUGACACAAAGUUGCUUAUCUUGGCCCUUGAGAGACUGAAAGAGUCAUAUAGUGCAGCUGUGAAGUUGAAUCAGCAGCAGAGAGAAGAGCUUGGUUUAAUUGAACAGGCUUAUGACAAUCCUCAUGAAGCUCUAAUGCGAAUAAAGCGUCAUCUUCUCACUCAGCAUAGUUUCAAAGAAGUUGGCAUAGAAUUUAUGGAUCAAUUACUGAUGCCUAUCAAAUUGAUCCCCUAGAGAAAAUUACUGAUGCCUAUCUUGAUCAAUAUUUGUGGUACGAGGGUGACAAGCGCCACUUGUUUCCCAACUGGAUAAAACCUGCAGACUCAGAGCCUCCACCGCUUCUGGUUUACAAAUGGUGUCAAGGUAUCAAUAAUUUGCAAGGCAUAUGGGACACAGGUGAUGGUCAGUGUGUGGUGAUGCUCCAGACGAAGUUUGAAAAACUCUUUGAGAAGAUUGACUUUACAGUGUUGAACAGCCUUCUUCGUUUGGUUCUUGACCCCAAGCUUGCAAACUAUGUGACUGGCAAGAAUAACGUGGUGCUGUCUUACAAGGAUAUGAGCUAUACUAAUACGUAUGGACUCAUUAGGGGACUGCAGUUUGCAUCGUUUGUUGUUCAAUUUUAUGGACUAGUGCUAGAUCUUUUGCUUCUUGGUUUGACUCGAGCGAGUGAAAUUGCGGGGCCAUCGCAGAGGCCUAAUGAGUUUAUGACCUAUUGGGAUACAAAAGUUGAGACACGUCAUCCCAUAAGACUGUAUUCUCGUUAUAUAGACAAAGUGCAUAUAAUGUUUAAAUUUACCCAUGAAGAGGCUCGGGAUCUUAUUCAACGUCAUCUAACCGAGAAUCCUGAUCCCAACAAUGAAAACAUGGUGGGAUAUAACAAUAAAAAGUGCUGGCCAAGAGAUGCAAGGAUGAGGUUGAUGAAAC